This is a messenger RNA of Sphaerodactylus townsendi, 4585 nucleotides long. It is a transcript of the gene NOD1, whose product is annotated as nucleotide binding oligomerization domain containing 1. The coding region runs from base 583 to 3438 and encodes 951 amino acids. NCBI's taxonomy places the organism in Eukaryota, Metazoa, Chordata, Lepidosauria, Squamata, Sphaerodactylidae. The transcript has 12 exons. The record is from RefSeq and is a predicted model, not a curated record. Gene Ontology annotation, molecular function: protein binding. Gene Ontology annotation, biological process: regulation of apoptotic process.
GGAAGGUGUUGGCAGCAAUUUUUGUGGCAGCCAUUCAGCGCAGUGCGUCCCGCGCUGUUCGCAACAGUGAAACCAACUUGUUAAACUUCAGGGGAUUUACCGGCAAAGCAAAUUAGGGCGGCAACCCCCACCCCAUGCAAAACGCAGGAAGGUCCCGUCUGCUGCACAACGCGCCUGCUGCACAAGCUGGUUAUUUUUGCACGUUAAAUGUCACAGACCGCUAAAGGCCGCGCUGCCUCCGCUUUGCCACCCUGACCCAGCCUGCUGCAGUCGCUCCCUUCCUGGCCUUGGAGCGCGGCUCCUGCAGAGGGCACUGCGAGGCGAAGCAAGGAGGGCAGCCCUUCCCUCUCCCCGGUCUCGGGGGCGGCGGCUUCGAGGGACGCCCGGCAGGGCCAGGAGGUCUGGGAGAAGCAGCCGCCGGGGCCGCCUCCUGCACCUUUCGUCUCGUCCGGUUGCUGGUCCAGCAAGGCAAAGGACAAUCCUGUGAUCCCCUUGAAACUAGCACUCAACUUGACUUUAUACCACACUUCUGCACCUUUCCAAAAAUGAUCGUGGAACAAACGGCAUCUUGCUGUCAUCACCAUGGAAAGUCAGCUGACUGGUAAUGUAGAGAAUCGAUCUCAAGCACCUUCAGGAUCCAGCCCACCAUCUUUCAUCACUUUACUGAAAGUACACAGAGAACUGCUGGUCAGCAGAAUCCGCAACACCCAGUGUUUGAUUGACAACUUGAUUAAGAAUGAAUAUUUAUCAACUGAGGAUGCAGAAAUUGUUGCCCAGUAUCCCACACAAGCAGACAAGGUCCGUAAAAUUUUGGAUCUAGCCCAGAGCAAAGGAGAGGAAGUUGCGGAGUAUUGCAUCUAUGUUCUGCAGCAAGUCGCUGAUGCAUAUUAUGAUCUUCAUCCAUGGUUGGAAGAGAUCGGGUUUCACCCUACAGAAGUCAUUAGUGAGAAACCUGUGGAAAAUACUGACCCAGUUAGUAGGUAUCACCAGAAACUUCGAGAUGAAUUGGGACGAGACACAAAGUUUAUCUCUUCAUAUGCCCAGAAGGAAGACAUGUUGCUUGAAGAAACAUAUUCUGCUAACGUUAUGGAACUGAUCAAUCACAACAAUGAGAAACUUGGUAGUGUGAAUGGCUUGGAAGACCUGCUUGAUGAUAACAUGGGUUUAAUUAAUAAGGAUGGUGAGACAGUCUAUGUCUUUGGUGAUGCAGGGAUUGGGAAAUCUAUGUUGCUCCAAAAGAUUCAGAAUCUGUGGUCUAAGAGCGAAUUCAGUGUAGAAGCCAAAUUUUUUUUCCGCUUCCGAUGCCGGAUGUUUAGUUGUUUUAAACAGGAUGAAGCUAUAUGUUUAAAAGACCUCCUGUUCAAAUACAACUGUUUUCCAGAUCAGGACCCGGAGGAGAUUUUUUACUUCAUCCUGAAGUUCCCUCACACAGUCCUGUUUACAUUUGAUGGCUUUGAUGAGAUUCAUUUUGACUUUGAUCUCAGCAGUGUGCCUGAGAAUUGCUCACCUAAUGAAUCUAUACACCCUCUUGCGUUGCUGGUGGGCCUCCUAAGUGGGAAACUUCUGAAAGGAUCUAAGAAAAUCCUGACAGCAAGGACUGGUACAGAAAUCCAUAAAAACAUAAUCAGGAAGAAGGUAUAUCUCCGAGGGUUUUCCAGCAGUAACUUGAAAGAGUAUACCAAAACGUUCUUCAAAGAUGAAGGAUGUCGGACUUUGGUUUUGAACCAGCUGGAAGCCAACCCCAAUAUGAGCAGUUUAUGUACAGUGCCUUUAUUUUGCUGGAUUAUCUUCAAAUGUUAUGAUCAUUUCUACUCUGCAUUUGACAACCAUGAGCUCCCUGACUGCAACGUUACUUUAACAGAUAUAUUCUUGCUCAUGACUGAAGUUCACUUGAAUCGAACACAGAAGACAGAGUUGUUGAAGAAGAAUAGCCGAAGCCAAGUGGAGACAUUUAAGUCCAAAAAAGACACUUUGUUUACACUGAGCAGAAUUGCACAUAUGGGGAUGGAGAAGUCUGUCUUUGUUUUUGACCAAGAGGAGAUCAACACCAGCCUGUGCGAGCAGGAUUUACACUUAGGAUUCCUCAGAGUUGUUCCUCGCUAUGGAGACUGUGGAGAUCAGUCUUCCUAUGAAUUCUUGCAUGUGACUUUGCAGUCCUUUUUCACAGCUUUGUUCCUAGUUACUGACGACAAACUGGGUGCCAAGGAUCUACUGAAGUUUUUUGCUGAAUGCUCAACUCCAGACACCGUCCUUCCAACUUGCUUUCCAAUCAGCUGGUUGAAUAAUUACCGUCCAACAGGAGAAGAUCCUUUCCGCAAUAACGAGCACUUUCAUUUUACCAACCUCUUCCUUUGUGGCUUGCUUUCCGAGGCCAGGCAGAAGCUCUUGAGGCAUUUGGUCUCACCAGCGUCUAUUAAGAAGAAAAGGAAGGUGCUGCUUACCUAUUUUUUUGAGAGCAUGAAGUCACACCUUAAAAGCCUCACCCGAGCAAGAAUAAAAGAAUACAAACAGGUUCAAGUUAUGCCCAAUUUUGUUUGGAUGCUGAGGUGUAUCUAUGAGACGCAGAAUGAGAAGGUGGGGAAGGUGGUUGCCAAGAGUAUGCGAGCAAACUACAUCAAGCUGACCUACUGCAAUGCCUAUUCUGCUGACUGCAGCGCCAUUUCCUUUGUCAUGCAUCACUUCCAGAGGCGCCUGGCUCUGGACCUGGAUAACAACAAUAUCAACGAUUAUGGGAUAAAGCAACUUCUGCCUUGCUUUAGCAGGUUGGCUGUGCUCAGGGUAAGCGUUAAUCAGAUCACAGAUCAAGGAAUAAGAGUACUUUAUGAUGAGCUGUCAAAGUACAAAAUCGUGACUUACCUGGGCUUGUAUAACAACCAGAUCACUGACAUUGGAGCCAAGUAUGUUGCAAGACUCAUUGAAGAAUGCCCAAGCCUCACAUACAUUAAAAUAGGAGCCAACAAAAUAACUACCGAGGGAGGAAAAAGCCUCGCUUAUGCCAUCCAGAAGAGUAAAACUAUGUAUGAAAUUGGAAUGUGGGGUAAUCAGAUUGGGGACGAAGGUGCAAAGGCGUUUGCAGAAGCACUGAAGAAUCACCCCACUUUAACAAAUGUCAGUCUUGCAUUCAGUGGUAUCACUACGGAAGGGGGCAAAUGUCUUGCAGAAGCAAUGAAGCACAACAGCACUGUGAAUAUAUUUUGGCUGACAAAGAACGAGUUGAAUGACGAAGCAGCUGAGGUUUUUGCCGAAAUGCUUAAGGUCAACAAGAAGUUGGGCCAUCUUUGGCUUAUCCAGAAUCAGAUCACUGCCAAAGGAGCCAAGUGCCUGGCUGAUGCUCUGCAGGACAAUACGGCCAUUAAAGAAGUCUGCUUAAAUGGAAACCUAAUAAGCCAAGAGGAAGCAAAAGCUUUUGAAAAUGAAAAAAGGAUCAUUUGCUUUUGAGAAAUUACUUUCCAGUUUGGAUACUUGCCUGUAUGUCAAGAGCUGUUGCCACUGCAAUUGAAGCCAGAACACCUACAGCAGUUCAAAUUGGAUGUGAGGCUAGAGUACGCUACAGUCAAUGUAAAAAAUGGAUAGAAAGCUUGUGAUAAGACUUCCUAGUGUUGUUCCUUUAGCAGUCUUGCAAAACUGGGCUGGAGUGUUUGCUCAUCUUUAAUUCUGGGUUUUUCUAAAUUAAAUCCCCUCCUUCUCAAAGCUGCUGUUGGGAUGGGGGUAUUGACCCAGAUCAUAGAUGGUUCAUAUAUCAUUUAAUCCAACUGUUUGAAGCCUGCAUUAUUCUGUGUGUUCUUGAAAAAACCACCACUCUUGCUUUUACAUCUUAAAGGGAACAUUAUCUUAGUUUGCACCCUACUUCUCCAGAAAAAGGUCUCUUUGUAAGUGGUCAAACAUGCAUCAUCUCUGUGUUCUUAAUAUAUUAGUGAUGUACAUAAAUGUAAAUAAGUCUGUCUAACUUUAUUUAUUAUGGAGGGAGUUUACAUGUGGAAGUGGAAGAUCCACACGCUAAUAGCUGGUAUUCAUCAAGUAGUUGACUAUUAUUGAUCAUCAGGUGACUUAUUUAUUGCUGUUGCUUCAAUUUGUCACCCUUUUUGAUUUGCAUUGUCAAAACCAAUGUACUGCAAAGAUGUGAGGCACAGUGGUACAGAUGGGAGAGUCAUUCCAUCUACAUGGGCAGCCACCUAAGUGGCCACACACAUUUGAACACAGGAACAGGGACUGGUGUGUUAGUCUGCCUGUUUUACAUGGGGACUGAGACUCUGUGCCAAAGUUCCUGGGGGGCGGGAUCAACAUUCCAAUGAACGUUCACAUUCAGAGGCAGUAAACCUCUAAACAUCAGUGCCAGGAGGCAGCAUUAGGGGGAUACCCCAGCCUCCAUGCCCUGUUAUUGGCCUUCCAUAAUAACUGGUUGGCUACUGUGUGAGACAGGAUGCUGGAUUAGAUGGACCAUUGUUCUAAGACAGCCAGCAUUGUAAUGGGGUUAAGAGCAGGUGAUUCUAAUCUGGAGAACUAGGUUUGAUUCUCCACUCCUCCACCUGAGUGGCGGAGGCUUAUCUGGUGGACCAGAUGUGUUUCCGCAUUCCUACAUUCCUGC